CACAUUUUUCAAUAUAAUUUAAUAAUGUUCUAUGUGGUCUAUUUAAUCGCUUUAAGGUUUUUCGAAGUAAUUGUAAACAGAAUAAUAAUAUUGUAAUAUAAGUUAUUUAACAAAAUUUAGAUAAUAGUACGUUGAUAUUAAUAAUAUGUAAUUAAAAAUAAAAAAAGGAGUUGAUAUAAUUUGUCUAAGAAAAUCAAUUUGAUAAACUGUCAAAUUUUUUAAGAUAUAUUUUCCAUGCUUUAAAAAAUAUUAAAAGUUAUCUUUAAUGUCAUUGAAAUAUUCAGAAAGCAUUGAUACAUCAAAGCUUUCUUUUAGAAAUGUAGAUGGAAAGAAGUUAGGAUUAAGCGAAGGCUGUUCGAGCCCUAACUUUAAAUCCUAUGGUGUUAUAAAGUUCAUAUUAUACAAUGAUGAGCCAGUAAAUGUUGUUGUUUCCAGUAUUUCGCUUGUUUGUGUAACGUUAUUAUUGUGGAUAACAUUUGAUAGUAUUAUACCUUUUCUUAUAUCUACUCUCUCUUUAAUAUUGUACUUUAAAAAUUACCUUACUUCAACGAACAAGGAUAUAUUAUUAAUAGUACCAUCAAUUGGUAUACACAUUACUGUAGAGAAAAGAUUCGCUGGUUUUAACUUGUACACGUUCUUACCUUGGGAUACUGUUGAAGAUUUGUUUAUCAACGAAGUUAUUACGAGACAAAGAGUUUUAUAUUAUUUAACAUUCAUAGUAAAGGAAUCGGUCAAUGGUAGAAAUCAAAUAAAAUUGGUUCCUUUAUUUGAAAAUCUUUUACCAGAGAGAAAAUGCCUGGAGUACAUAUACACAAAAUUAGCGAACUUAGUUGGUUCGAGCAACAGGAGGAAUCUAAACUAACUAUACCUGGGUCUUAUUGGCUAUGUCAUAAAAAUAAAAUUUAUAAAUUUUCUUUUAUGUAUCAUCAUACGAUGAGAGAUCUUAAGGAAUUCGCAUAUGGAAAAGAAUUACUGAAAGUUAUUAGAAGAAUUAUUAAAAGUCAACCAUGUCAAGGACAACAAUUUGUUACCAAACAUAUUCUCGUGACUUACAAUCAUUCAUCGUGGACUCGUCAGGACAAAAUGUUUGCCACUCUUAAAUUUAUGACUCAUAAGGAAGUCACUACAGUUUCACGAGCAAUUAUGUUAACUAUAAAAAUUAUUAAAGAUGAAACUUAUGAAUCGAGAAUACUUAAGAGAGAUAAAGUAAAACAUUUAGAAAGUGAUAUUAAAACAGAUAGAAGAAAUUCAAAUGUUUACAAAUUAAAAGUCAAUGUUACGAAUACGAAUAAGCAUAUAAGUAAUUUAAAUUUAAAUGAUGAUCUAAGUAAUUUGGCUUUAUCAAGCAUAAAUAAUGAAAAAACGAAAGAUAAACUUAAUAUAAUAAAAUGUAAUGAUAGGGACUUAUCAAAUAUUUCGACAAAUGAAUGCGUAAGCGUAGAAAACGAAGAUGUAAAUAAAACCAAUAAUUGUUCGAUAUCAUUUAAGAAAGAAAAAAGAAAAGAGGAUGAAUUUUAUAAUAAUAUAGAGAAACCAUCUUCAUUAAAUCGAAUAGAAUUCCAAGAACUGAUACAACAAAAGGAUUCUGAAUUACAAUUAAAUGGUAAUGUGAUAACACAAGGAAGUAAUAUAAUUAAUUCAAACGACGAAGGUAUUAUAGAUUCCGCUAACUUACCGUAUCAAUAUUUAAUAGAAAAAGAAAUAGAAAAUGCAAAGAAGAUUGUUAAAUAUCCAUUGUCGAAUGCCAAUAAAUCAAUUACCGUAUAUGAAGAAUCGAGCAUAGAUUCUACAACCAAGUCUGAAAAUAAGUAUGUUAAUAAGAUAUCAAAAGAAAAGAAUUCAAAUGAUAAGAAUUGUACAAAAAAUAAAGUUCCUGAAAUGGCACAAACUAAUGAAGAACAAUGUACAAAUGAUCUUUCAAUGGAUUCAAAAAAAUUAUUAAUCAGUUACGAGAAAACGAUUAAAGAUCAUAAUAAAUUAAAAAAGCUUGGAGAAUCUGAAAAAAACGUGGACAAUGGUAUGGUAAAAUCUUCUAAUAUUACCGAUUUAAUAAUGAAAGGUCGUAUGUUUAUGAUUCAACAGGAUCAAGAUAGUGUAUCGGUUGUGGAACAAGAAACAAAAUCGGAUACGGAUGAAGUAUUAGAAAAUUCGGAAAAAUUCGAAACCAAAGAGGGAGAGAAAUGUUUGUUAAAUUCUAGUUUAUUGAAAUUAACAAAUUUAGUAACGAUGAUUGAAAUGCCUAAAGAGAUUAUUAAAAGUAAUUGUAAGAGUAAAAGUACAUUACAUAAUAUAAACAAUAAUUUAUCCUUGGAUUCGAUGCUUAUAAAAAAAGAUUCUGCUAGCAAUCAGUGUAUCGAUACACAGAUUAAUGCAAUGCAUCCGUCCAUGUCAAUGUUUAAUUUACAAGAUAUUCCUACAUCGAGCAAGUCAUGCCUACAGUAUGAAGAAUACGAAUCAAAUAUGAAUAAUUUGGAAAGCGAAGAAAAUAAUAUUUCUUUAAAAAUUCAAUCCUGUGAUAACGAAUCUGCAAAUAUUUGUAAAGAAACAUUUAAUUCUACUGAAAGACUCAAUGUCACAAAUCAUUCUAUAGUCGAAUCAGCUCUGAAUGAUUCAGAGGGUACAGAAGGUACUAAAAUUGCUAAUAGUAGCAAUUCUGAAAAUAUUAGUUUAAAUAGUACUUCUAGCUAUCCGAGAAUAAUUUCUGAUCAAAUUAUAACGAUAGAUCAAAUUCCAUGGGGUUUACAAGAAAUAGUCAAAGAAAGAUUAACAAAACGCAAUACAUCUAUAAACAGCAAAUCGAACUUGCACAAUACUUCAUUAAAUGAUACAAUUUUAAUGUUACCUAAUGAAUCAACAAAUUUAGAAAUGAAAUCAUGUAAGACUGAUUUAUUUAAUGUAGAAAAACAUUUAACGCCACUGACUGAUAAUAUUGAAACAGAUAGUGAUGACACGUCAACUGUAUGCUCGAAUAUUGCAGUCGUGGAAGAAACAGAAAUGCCAAAUAGAAAAAGAAAACGAUCUGACAAUUAUGACAAUGACAACGCAAAGAAGCAAUGCUUUGAAAUAGAGAAUUAUGAAACAUUAUCAUCUCCUAAAUGUAAAAUAUAUUCUUCGAUGAACAAAAAAGAAAAAGGUAUAAAAGAAAAAAAAGUUUGUAAAUACAAUACAAAGAUGUCGACUGGUUUAGUUAAAAUAAAAAAUUCUCGUGUGCCUAACAACAAAUUGCAAGACAUUACAGAAGAAUUUUAUCAGGAUUUAAUGCAACAUAACGAGCAUAGUAAUAAUUGCAAAGAGAAAUUUUUGAGCCAUGCAGAAAGAUCUUAUUUAGAAACUAAUGUAAAAAGUAAUAGUACACGGAUAAAGAUGUUAAAGUUUAUAGAAGAUAUUACAAGAGGCGUUAAAGUUGUUGUCAAACGUAUGAACAUAAACAGUAUUUCCAGUAUUAUAGGCAAUAGUUCCUCUUUAGCCUAUGUUAAAUUAAUGAAAAGUAGUAAACAUUAGAAUAAUAGCUUCAACACAGUACGUAAAAUACUAGGGAGUGCUUUUUCUUAUAUAACAAUAAGAUUAAAUGAUACUCUAUACAAAUGUAUAUUCUGUAUUCCAAUUUUUUUUUUUAUUUAAAAAUUGUUAUGAAAUAUAAAUUAUGAUAAAAUUA
Molecule: messenger RNA, 3655 nt
Organism: Polistes canadensis
Lineage: Eukaryota; Metazoa; Arthropoda; Insecta; Hymenoptera; Vespidae
Product: protein PF14_0175-like
Exons: 5
Coding region: 793-3501 (902 amino acids)
Source: RefSeq, a predicted model, not a curated record